AUGUCGAUGCUCCUCCCGACUGUUCACAGCUCCUUCGAGUACCUUACACCGACCCACAUCGCCAUCGGCUCUGUACUCAUCUUCGCCCUUCUCUGUCUCAUCGCUCCUGACCGAUACAUCUUUGCCUCGCAUCGCAAAGGCAUCAAGGAAGUUCCCGGCGCUCUUCCUAUCAUUGGCAACCUCAUCUUCCUUCUCGACAUUGCUACUAAGAAGCGCCGCUUCCUCGAUGAGUUCCUUAUCAUGCAGCGCACCAUUGGCGCGGGUGGUCAACCUUGGGCAGCUACUUUCCCUUACCUCGGCGGUCGCGUCACCUCGAUCAACCGACCCGAGUACAUCCGCUGGUGUCAGAAGACCAACUUCGAGAGCUACAUCAAGGGCUCUGCUUUCCAGAGCGCUAUGGGCGACGUCAUGUCUCUGCACGGUAUCUUUGUGGCCGAUGGCGAAGUUUGGAAGAAACAGCGCAAGAUGGCCUCGCACAUCUUCAGCGUAGGCAACUUCAGGACUCACGUGCAGACCACCAUCCAGCGCGACCUCAGCAACCUCAACAAACUUUUCCAGGAAGCUAGCCAGAAGAAUGUCGAAAUCAAUCUGCCUGACCUGUUCUUCAGAUUUACACUCAGCUCCUUCUCGCUCAUGGCAUUUAGUGCCGACAUCAAGUGCUUGCCCUCGCAAGUUGCUGACUUGGACAAGGUGGUUGAGUUUGCCGCCAACUUCGACUAUGCUCAGCGUGUAAUGGACGAACGUUUCGUUGAUCCUCUGGCCAGGUUCACCGAGCUCUUCUCGGCACAGGGAAGGAAGAUGCGAAAGACGAUCAAGGCGCUCCACGGUUUCUGCUACGAGAUUAUCGACCUUCGACUCGCUGCUCGUGAGCGUGGCGAGGCUCAGGCUGCAUCAGGCAAGGGUGACAAGGACCUUCUCGCUCUCUUCAUGGAGCAGAAUUUGGGCCGUGAAGAACUCCUGCCUGUCGUGCUCAACUUCCUCAUCGCUGGUCGUGACACCACCGCCCAAGCCCUUGGUUGGCUCUUCUACGAGUUCUCCAAGAGCCCUGAAGCCGUCCAGAAGGCCCGCGCAGAAAUCCACGAGAGGCUCGGUGCCGGCGCUGACUUCCGUUCCAUGGCUUAUGAUGAUCUCAACUCUCUUGUUUACGUCCAAGCGUGCUUCCUCGAGGCUCUCCGAUUGCACCCUUCCGUACCCAAGAACAUCAAGACUGCUGUCAAGGACGACGUUAUCCGACCAUACGCCCAAGGUGCCUCUUCUGAAGCCGAUGCCGCUCCCAAUGCCGUUCCUUCUUCGCAGAAGCUGCCCGACUUGAUCAUCAAAAAGGGCGAGACCGUCACAUGGCAAGACCACACGAUGGCACGCAUGCCCGAACUCUGGGGCGAAGACUGUGAGCAGUUCAAACCCGAACGAUUCAUCGAACAGCGCGAAGACGGCACCAAGGGUAUCAAGACCUACUCGCAGUACCUCUUCCACGCCUUCAACGCUGGACCGCGACUCUGUCUCGGUCAGACCCUGGCUACGUACGAGGGCUGUGCGGUCGUCGCUGAGAUCCUCGGCAACUUUGAUGUCAAGUUCAACCAGCAAGCUCUGAAGGACGAUGCUCCUACUUAUGAUGACUCCUUGACAUUGCCGAUCAAGAACCCUUACAAGAUUCGAGUCCAGGCCAGGGACGACUGA
Ustilago hordei is the source of this 1677-nucleotide messenger RNA. RefSeq lists its product as uncharacterized. The coding region runs from base 1 to 1677 and encodes 558 amino acids. The transcript has a single exon. Gene Ontology annotation, molecular function: heme binding; iron ion binding; oxidoreductase activity, acting on paired donors, with incorporation or reduction of molecular oxygen. Lineage: Eukaryota; Fungi; Basidiomycota; Ustilaginomycetes; Ustilaginales; Ustilaginaceae. The record is from RefSeq and is a predicted model, not a curated record.